Vigna radiata var. radiata (mung bean) is the source of this 606-nucleotide messenger RNA. RefSeq names its product peroxisomal and mitochondrial division factor 1-like. The transcript is spliced from 3 exons. The record is from RefSeq and is a predicted model, not a curated record. The coding region runs from base 1 to 606 and encodes 201 amino acids. Lineage: Eukaryota; Viridiplantae; Streptophyta; Magnoliopsida; Fabales; Fabaceae.
AUGAACUCACCGCGUGCUAUUUUUCUUUGUUUUGCCGAAUCAGUCCUGGCGGAUGACGAUGUUGCCAACGGCGGCGUAGAUGAUCAGUACAGUGAGGAAUCAGCGACGAAGAUCGAAGUGUUGCAACGCGAACGCAAUGAAUUGGUGAACGAGAACGCCACGAGGAAGGAGGAGAUCAAGAAGCUAACGGCGGAGCUCGACAUUUUGCGAAGAGACGGCGCGACGAAUAGUGAGAAGAUCGAGGAGUUGCAGCGAGAGGUGGCGCAGUCGCGCGAGGUGGUGAAGGCGGUCGAGAUAACUGCGAGGGCAGCGGACCUGGAUACGCACGUAGGCGAUUUGAUGUCGGAGAUGGCUGCGGCGGAGGAGGCGAGGGUGGAUUUGGUUGAGUCUCUGGAGAAGGAACUGACAUCUUUGAAGAAGGAUGAGGUUAGGAUUAGGGAUUUGGAGAGGAAGAUUGGAGUUCUAGAAACCGAGGAAAUUGAGAAAAGGAACAAGAGGAUUAGGUUCGAGGAGGAGAUGAGGGAUAAGGUUGACGAAAAGGAGGAAGAGAUCAAUGGUUUCAAACAGAAGUUGCUGAAAUUUGAUACACGGUGCAUUAAAUUAUAA